Molecule: messenger RNA, 1372 nt
Organism: Hordeum vulgare subsp. vulgare (domesticated barley)
Lineage: Eukaryota; Viridiplantae; Streptophyta; Magnoliopsida; Poales; Poaceae
Product: protein MEI2-like 6
Exons: 4
Coding region: 39-1040 (333 amino acids)
Molecular function (GO): nucleic acid binding
Source: RefSeq, a predicted model, not a curated record
UGCUCGCCUUUCUCCUUCACCUCCAACCCCAAAAGACUAUGGCCGGCGCCGUCUCCCGCCUCAACCCCGUUGCGCCGCCGUACCUUCCGAUUCCGAUGGCACUCGCUCCCACCACGUGGUGCUAUCCCUCUUCUUUCUCGUACCCGCCGCCUCCGCCCCCAUUCCCACCGGCAUACGAGUGUCCUUUCGCCUACGGCGGCGACUGGUGCCACACUGGAGAAAUCCCGUUGGGGAUGCUCACGUUCCCGCUGCAGGCAGCAUAUGGGUACCCCGCGCCAUUGAUGGUGUACUGCUGCACGGCGCCACCACCGCCACCGCCACCGCAACCGCCGGCGGCGACCCGUUGUCGAAUCACCGAGAUCAACGAGGACGUAGGCGAGGUAGCGGCGAAGGAGGAGGUAAGGGACCAGCCUUCCCCGCGCUCCGUCCUCACUCCUUGGAGCAGGGAGCAGCCCACUUCUCCCCUGCCGCCGCGAGCGCCGCUUCUGCGUCCCCGGCCGCGUACGUCUUUCGCGGGCAAACCGCGCCGCCGGCAGUGGCCACGCCUCGCCUUCAAUCCCAAUGGCAACAACACGUCGCUGAUGAUUCGCAAUAUUCCCAACGGAUUCAUGAAGGGUCGAUUCAUGUCCAUCCUCGACCAGCACUGCGCGUUGGAGAACGCCAAGCUCGGCGGCGACGGCGACGGCGACGGCGACGGGGUCAGGUCGGAGUACGACUUCCUGUACGUCCCCGUCGAUUUCGGGACGAGGUUCAACAAGGGCUACGCUUUCGUGAACAUGACGACGGCGGCGGCGGCGCGGCGGCUCCACGCGCACCUCGACGGCCACCGUUGGGAAGCCGCGGGCUCCAAGAAGGUGUGCGACGUCGUGCACGCGCGCAUGGAGGGGCUGGACGGGCUCGUGGAGCACUUCUCAGGGUCGUGGUUCCCCUGUGACGGCCUCAAGGAGUUCCUGCCGGUGCGCUUCGAACCGCCGCGGGACGGCGUGCGUUGGACGGCUGAGCACGUGGUCGGGCACCUCCAGCCGCGCCGCCCCUGCUGAUGGAAGCCCUCCGCCGGCCAGUGUGUCUGGCUACUACCAACUACCAAUCAAUCUAAUCUUUCUUGCAUUCUAUCCUUGUCCAUGCCAUGGAUGGAUAGAACGGGAGAUAGAUUAUAUCGCCUCAUCAUUCCAUGUGUUCUACAAAGUGUGUCGUCCCUCCUGGAGGUAGUACUACUAGUAGUCGCAGAUGUGUUUAGUCAGUGUCCUAGAAGCACCCCCUUGUUGUAUGACAUGCCGGUGUACUAGAUCUGUCGUUGUUGUAUUAUGUCAUGUAAUGCAAAUUUCCAGCGAAUCAAAGAGGUCCUAAAUGCCUAUGCGUCUUAGUGUUAAAA